Messenger RNA from Prorocentrum cordatum, 522 nucleotides. The record is from the annotation of a GenBank genome assembly. Lineage: Eukaryota; Dinophyceae; Prorocentrales; Prorocentraceae.
AUGCUGGACGACAGGGUGAGACCGCUGGUGCUGCUCGUGAAGAAUUGGGCGAAACGCAUGCAGGUCUGCGGCGCCAACGAGGGCAACCUGUCGUCCUACGCGUGGACGAUCAUGGUGGUGUACUUCCUGCAGCUAGCUGGCAUCCUGCCCUCGCUGCAGGUGCUGGCCGACUCCUCCAGCACCGUCCAGGACCUGGACAUCAACUACUGGGGGCAGCCCUGCGAGUUUGACACGAGCUUCCUGGGCGAGUACCUGGCGCGGCGGGCCGCCGAGGGGGGCGCCGCCAACGACGGCUUCACCAUGGCACACCUGGUGUUCGGCUUCUUCCACUUCUUCUGCCGUGCGUACCGCUGGGGCCGCGGGGAUCUCCAGAGCGAGGUCGUCUCGAUCCGCUGCGCUGACCGCCGGAGAGCGGAUCCAUGGUUCCUGCUCUACGGGAAGGCCCACCCCGAGCCGGGCCUCCACGUGGAGGACCCGAUCGAGCUCCGCGACCUCAACAUCCGGCAGGGAGGGAGAGGCUAG